CUGAUUAGACUGCUGGUGUUUUGAUCGUCGCGAUUCCUCACAUCCCAUGUUGGGAUCAAGAUGAUUUAGCCGUUGCCAUCCGGUGCAUUUGAGCAGUUGAGCAUGAACUUGGGUUUAUUUCUGGAGAGCCAAAAAGCCAUUGUUUAUGCAUAAGUCAUGAUGAUCUAUCUCAUCUUGGUAGUAAGAAAGGACUUUGGACACGCCAUUUGCAAUAUACGCAGCCCUUUGGGAAUCAGAUGUGGCUUUCAGUUGGGCAGAGGCCGGUGAUCACGCUUGGGCAAGUUAGUAUCUUUCCUGGACGCAGCUUACCAGCUCAAGAUCCGGGAAAAGCUCGGCAAGUAGGUCUAGAUUGCCAUGUGAUGGCUGAAGCCAUUGCUGGCCGUAUCAUUUGCUCAGUAUGCCACAGGAGCAUUCGUCCCGCAAUCUUUGCUCAACACCAGGCCAGGUGCUCUACACUAUGCCAAGCUCGUGACUCCAGGGAGCGGCAUGCGUGUCAAGAACAAGCCCUAAUCGAUUCCUUGGGGCAGCAGAGGGCCGCAGCUUUCUCUUGCAGGCGCUUGUCCUGGUCAGAAGUGCGAUCUCCAAGAACAUCGGUGAGGUCGUUCUUGAAGGAAUGCCCCACUUGUCACAAGCAGAUGCUAUCGCACAGCCUGGAGUACCACCAGAGCAGGUGCAGGGGAAACACCGAGACCAGCAGUACUGGGGCGAAGAGUGCAAGCAGUCGAAGUGCUGCCAAGACGGCAACCCCUUUGGCUUCUCCCCGGGAGACGAGCUCUGGUGUGGCAACACCGGCCACAGAUGUGCCAAUCACGCCGCGACCUUGCACCCAGCGAUGCAGCCAUUGCGGUGCCCCGGUCCUGCGAAGCUCCGUCGCACAGCACGAAGCGAGGUGCCAGCAGAGAGCGCAGGCAUUGCAGGCGCAGGCAGGGUAUCCCAACAAGUGCUUGUCCUUGCAGAAGUCACCUCAGAAGUCGUGUGACCACCAGCCAUCACCCACCGAGCCAUGCCCAUCCUGUGGAAGGCUCAUUGCCUGCCAUGGCUUGCAAGCUCACUACCAAAGGUGUAAGAAAUGGACCGAGAUCCUUGAAGAGAAGAGGCGACCAACAUUGUUGGAGAGCCACAGAGGCAAAGAAGCUUCAAAGAAGUCAGAGGAGCCGUUGGAAGCUCCUUUGGGUGAAGCACCUCUCCAGUCCAAAACGUGCUUCGUUCCUGCGCCACCAAUCUCAAGUCUGUCUUGCGGCAAAGUCGUGCCAGCAUGAGGGUGGUAUAUACUGAGAGCGGAGGAGGGAGGACUAAAUCUCAAGAGCUUCGGGAGCAAGUCAUCGCCUCAGUGCCAGUACACGCGCAUCUGCACAACAACAAGUAUGUAGUUGACCUUUUUGAGAAAAAAUCAUGCGGGGCCAUGAAGGUAUCCAGAGAUCUCUUUGUCCAAACUCUUGUGGGCUGCAAUUCGCCCGGCAGUGAAUGUCUCAUCCAGCACGCAUUCCUUGGGGAAGAGAGCAUGAUCAGGGCUUGCAAAUGUUGUUUCC
Messenger RNA from Durusdinium trenchii, 1529 nucleotides. Lineage: Eukaryota; Dinophyceae; Suessiales; Symbiodiniaceae. The record is from the annotation of a GenBank genome assembly.